CAUUUCUAAACACUGCACACAGGUGGAGAAAGAAUGCGUCCCUGCUGGGAAAAAAUCCUCAUAGUAUCUGUAAUGGUUUUAAUGGUUAUAAUGGGAAUUGUAUUGGUUUUAAUAGAAACUGUAAUGGUCCCUGUGGAUCUCUCUCUCUGUCUCUCUCUGUCUCUCUCUCUCUCUCUGUCUCUCUGACUAGUGGAUACCUUUAAGGACCGGUAAUGGUUUUAAUGGUUAGCUGAUGGUUUGUAAUGGAAUUUCUGUGACCUAUUCCUCUUUUUUUCUGCUGUUUUUGUUUUUCUGAUAUUUUCUCUUCUCUUUUUUCACAUCUCUUAUCUUCUUUCCCCUUCUCCUGUGUGUUCUUUUAUAUUCUUUAUCAUUUCUUUACUUUUCUCAUCUGUGAUAUUUUAUAUUAAUGUCAUGUUAUUGUCCAGUGUUUCGGAUGUUAAAGUCUUUUAUUGUACAUUUUAAUUCACUUCUUUCUAUUUUCCAGCAAUUUCUUAUAAAUGUUAAAUUAAAAAUAAGCACAAAUGAAUUGAAAUUUAAUGUAAGCAUAGUUUUUCAGACAUGUUGGUGCCUAUAGUGUAUGUUGUUGUGGUGUGAUAUGUUUAUGGUUUUUCCCUUCAGUAAUUUGGGGAAUAGCUCAAAUCCAAAAUCUCUCAGCACCCCUGGUUAAUCAUUUUUCUGUGAAGAUGAGUUAUAACACAAAACUGUGAUUAUUAGGAAUGAAUACUGCAAAUCUGGACACAAAAUUAAAAAAGCGCUGAAAACUCUCGCGCUCGUGUUCUUUCUUCUUCUUCUUCGUCUUCUUCUUCUUCAUCUUCUCCUUUUUUUUUUUUUUUUUUUUAUACAUCAAAUAAGUACAAACAGAAUGAACCAAUAAGAAACUUGGAGCUGUGGAACGAGCCAGGUGACGUCAUAUAGUCAGACCGUCCGUUCACAGCACAUCGACCAAUCAGAACGCAAGGUUGCGUGGAGCUACGUGAUUGACACACGGCCUUAGCCAAUAGAAAGCGGCUUUGCUGUCAGACGGGGGCGGGGUGUGUUCCGAUUUGUGUUUUGAUCUGCAUGUAGAAGCUUUAAUGAUGAAGGUGGAGGAUUAAAACUCUUCACAGGACUGAACGGAAUCGUCAGGCUGGCAAUCGAGCUUUAAAAUCAAAAUGACUAUUUUUGAAGUUAGCAACCGGCUAAUGGAGAGCGCAGUGGAGAAAAUAAUGAGCGAAAAUUUGACGUUCACGAUUCUCGCGAUGUCAGCUUUCACCCUCACCCUGGCGUAUUUAUUUAAAAUGGUGUUCAAACAGCAACAGCCGCAGGAUAAAGAUGACGGACAUAAAUAUCCCCCGUACAUCCCGUCCAGUUUGCCGUUCCUGGGUCAUGCCAUCGCUUUCGGAAAAAGCCCCAUCGACUUCCUGGAAAACGCGUACAAGAAGUAUGGACCCGUGUUCAGCUUUACAAUGGUGGGGAAGACAUUCACCUAUCUGGUGGGAAGUGAAGCAUCUGCUCUGAUGUUCAACAGUAAAAACGAAGACCUGAACGCUGAGGAUGUUUAUUCACAACUGACCACGCCCGUGUUCGGCAAAGGAGUCGCCUACGAUGUCCCAAACCACGUGUUCCUGGAGCAGAAGAAGAUGUUGAAGACGGGGCUGAAUGUGGCUCGCUUUAAGCAACAUGUACAGCUCAUUGAAGAAGAAACGAGGCAGUAUUUCCUCCGCUGGGGGGAUAGCGGGGAGAAAAAUCUGUUUGAGGGUCUGAGUGAGCUGAUCAUCCUCACGGCGAGUCGCUGUCUGCACGGCGUGGAGAUCCGCAGCGUUCUCACUGAGAGUGUUGCUCAGCUUUACACUGACCUCGAUGGGGGAUUUACCCACGCUGCCUGGAUAUUACCUCCUUGGAUUCCUUUGCCAAGCUUCAGGCAGCGAGACCGCGCUCACAAAGCGAUAAAACAAAUCUUUUACGAAGUGAUUGAGAAACGCAGGAAGAGUGCAGAGAAAGAGGAGGACAUCCUACAGACCCUCAUCGACGCCACAUACAAAGAUGGCCGUGCUCUGAAUGAUGACGAGAUUUCAGGGAUGCUGAUAGGUCUGUUGUUGGCGGGUCAGCACACUUCGUCCACCACCAGUGCAUGGCUAGGGUUCUUCCUGGCGCGAGACUCUGCGCUGCAGAAAAGCUGCUACAAUGAACAGAAACAAGUGUGUGGAGAAAACCUGCCAGCCAUCACAUACGAACAGCUGAAGGACCUGAACCUGCUCGACCGCUGUCUGAAGGAAACUCUGAGGCUCCGCCCCCCCAUCAUGACCAUGAUGAGAAUGGCUCGAACUCCUCAGAAAGUUGGAGAUUACACCAUCCCUGCAGGACACCAGGUGUGCGUGUCGCCCACAGUAAACCAUCGACUCCAGGACACCUGGAAUCAUCGAAUGGACUUUGACCCUGAUCGUUACCUUGGUGAUAACCCCGCCGCUGCAGAAAAAUUCGCCUACAUCCCAUUCGGAGCAGGCCGUCACCGGUGCAUCGGGGAGAACUUCGCCUACGUGCAGAUUAAGACAAUUUGGUCGACAUUGUUGCGUUUGUUUGAGUUCGAGCUGGUAGAUGGUUAUUUUCCAACUGUGAAUUACACCACCAUGAUACACACCCCCAACAACCCCAUCAUUAGAUACAGACGGAGGACAUAACACACACCAUGAUGCAACACUGACAGAUGGAGGCCUGGAAUAACACCCAGGAUGUUCUGUCAUCAGUUACACAGAGCAAGCAGUGAUCGAGAGCAACACACACACACUCUCUCUCUCUCUCUCUCUCUCUCUCACUCUCUCUCACUCUCUCCACUGUGAUGCUAUUUGUAAAUAAACAGUUUUAUAAAUAUAUACAAAUCAAUUCUGAAACUUUGUUGAACUGUGAAAAUAAUGUAAAUGUUCAGUUAAAACUAGAGACGCACCGAUACUAAAUUUCUUGGCCGAUACCGAUAAGCGAUUAUUCAGAGUGAUAUCGGCCGAUACCGAUAACUGAUAGUUCUGCUUUUUAUGCCUUCUUACAAAUGAAUAAUAAUUAAUUCCACAAUUCUGAAAGAAAUGAAAAUAAAAACUUUAUUCUCUCCAUUUCAGCACGUUGUUUGACAGUAACUGAUCUCAUCAACACAAAACACAUUACUCACAUUAACACAUGAACUCAAUUCUGAUUAAAGUAAGAUUAUUAACUUACUGAAUGUUAUUAAUUCAUAUGAAUAUUGACUGAAUUGUAAAAAACCUCCUGUUAGUCUCACAUUCACUCUCCACAAACACAAGCAUUUCUACUUCAUCACUGACAUCAAACUGGUCAUAUAUAGGCCUAAUAUAAACCUUUUUUUUAUGAUAUUAACUUAUAUUAACAUUAACUCCAUAUGAAACAUAUUACUCUACGAAUAUUUUUCUGUGCAAUAUAUGGCAAUAUAUACCUUUUUACAACUCCUCUUCAUUUAAAUCUUUCAACGAGUUUGCUCGAGCUGAAACUCGAUGCCAAAACGGUUCACUGCUGCUACUUCCGGUGUAAAAUUAUUGUAAUUACAGCGAUUACACACUGCAUCUUUACAAAAUCGAUGUGUCCCCCCCUUUUAUUGGCCGGAUAUAAUUGGCCCUGAUCAUCAGAUGUUUUUAAACUAUCGGCCGAUAGCCCAUAGCGGGAAUAAUUACCUUUGUCGGCUGAUAUAUUGGUGCAUCUCUAGUUAAAACUGUUCUAGUCUUCUUCUGUUUCUGUUUUUUAUUUCUUCUGACUGGUAACCUGAAGAAGAUUUUGAGGUUGUUCAAAGAAGAAUUAAACUCAUGAUAAUUAUCUCCUAACUACUUACCUUUCACUGUUCACCUACAACAUUAGCUAGCAGGCUAAGCAUGAAGGUUCUGGGGCUAAUCAUUGUACCAUGUCAUCCUCUACUAAUCUGAGUACUGAACAUGAUUGGUCCAAAGCUGUAGAGCCUAUUUUAUGACAUCACAAACAUUCAUUUGAAAGUCUCUGUUUUAAAAGAAUUGCGUGGUAUGGCGUUACAGUUCGCAGCUCCAGGGUCACCGGCUCGAUCCUGAGCUCAGGUUACUGUCUGUCCUAAAACAUGCCCAUAGGUGGCUACCCUGAAUUACCCGUGAGUGUGAAUGUUUGUGUCCUUGGUGCCUGCUGAUGUAUUCCUGCCUCAUGAUCAGUGUUCCCAAGAUAGACUCUGGAUCCAUUGAGACCCCGACCAGGAAAAGUCAUUCCUGAAGAUGUCAGAGUGGUGGACUGAAACAGAAUCAGGUGAAGUAGAAGAGUGGAGUGAUUCUGAUUCUGAAAGCCACAAGCAUGCAUAAUGAAAUUAAACAGUUUUAAUAAUAUACAAAAGAUAAUAACACCAAUAUCUUGAUAAAUGAUAAAUGUCAAUUG
Messenger RNA from Ictalurus furcatus (blue catfish), 4365 nucleotides. It is a transcript of the gene cyp51a1, whose product is annotated as lanosterol 14-alpha demethylase. The record is from RefSeq and is a predicted model, not a curated record. Gene Ontology annotation, molecular function: iron ion binding; heme binding; oxidoreductase activity, acting on paired donors, with incorporation or reduction of molecular oxygen. The transcript is spliced from 10 exons. Bases 1152 to 2657 code for a protein of 501 amino acids. Lineage: Eukaryota; Metazoa; Chordata; Actinopteri; Siluriformes; Ictaluridae.